Molecule: messenger RNA, 741 nt
Organism: Neltuma alba
Lineage: Eukaryota; Viridiplantae; Streptophyta; Magnoliopsida; Fabales; Fabaceae
Exons: 1
Coding region: 35-493 (152 amino acids)
Source: RefSeq, a predicted model, not a curated record
AGUUCCCAAAGUGGGUCAGAAACAGGAACACGAUAUGUGGUCUUCAUUCUCCCUCGUCGCUCCACCUGCUCCUUGUUCCUAUUUUCUCAUUUCCAAUCCCAAACAUUACCCCGCCGUCGCCGCUCAGCCCAGCCGCCGCCGCUCUCUGACGACCCUUGAGAACGACGGCGUUUCCCCUGGCCAAGUCGGCGAAUCGGGUCACACUCUCCUCACGACUCUUCAAUCCAAUCCAGGACGGCGCCUGCAAGAAGGAGAGGGACCUCAGAUUAGUGGCUCGGAUGUGCUCUGGGCAUUGCAGAGAGCCAGCGAGCGUAAGAAGAAGAAGAAGAAGCAGAGGAGGGACGAGGAGUCAUCCCCUGUGAGCAGUCGGAGGGAAGAUGCAGACGGUAAUGUGGACUAUGCCAAUGUUCGUCCCCUGCGUAUUAAGAGUGAGUGGGGUGAUAAAUUGGACGACCUGGAGAAGCAUCUUCGUGAGCUUUCUGAUAUAAUCUGAUAUGUGAGUUCAAGCAAGCUUGUAACUUUUCGCAUUCCAACCGUAAAUAUGCCUUUCGUCCACCUCCAAUUUUGUUGCAUAUUUGAGUCACCUUUAUACAACUACUGAAGGGAUAAUAAUUUUAUUUUCAACAAUCUGUAUUUGAUUUCUUGGUUGAAGAAAAGAUUUGACGGAUACAGGUUUGGAAUUCUGUCGUCGCGCAAUGAAUCAUCGCGUGUUUGGUGAAAACAAGCAGAAUUACAUGCCCU